AUGCGUGCCUCCCCCCUGAUCGGCCUCAUUGGCGUCGCCAAUGCGGUCUGUCCAUACAUGUCCGGCGGGCUUGAACGCCGAGACUCGUCCGAUGCCGCUUCGUCCACCGAGGAAUUCCUGUCUCAGUACUAUCUGGACGACAAUGACGCGUUCCUCACCAGCGAUGUGGGAGGUCCCAUUGCCGAUCAAAACAGUCUCCAAGUAGGAGAUCGGGGUCCAACCCUACUGGAGGAUUUUAUCUUCCGGCAGAAAAUCCAGCGGUUUGACCAUGAGCGUGUCCCUGAACGCGCGGUGCAUGCUCGUGGGGCCGGUGCCCACGGCGUCUUCACCUCGUACGGUGACUACUCCAACAUCACGGCGGCUUCGUUCCUGUCGGAGAAAAACAAGGAGACACCUGUUUUUGUGCGAUUCUCGACAGUGGCUGGCAGCCGGGGUAGCUCGGACCUGGCUCGGGAUGUUCACGGAUUUGCGACUCGCUUCUAUACCGACGAGGGUAACUUCGAUAUUGUCGGCAACAACAUCCCCGUUUUCUUCAUCCAGGAUGCUAUCCUAUUCCCGGAUCUGAUCCAUUCGGUCAAGCCCCGGGGUGACAAUGAAAUCCCCCAGGCAGCUACUGCCCAUGACUCAGCCUGGGAUUUCUUCAGCCAACAGCCUAGUGCGCUGCACACGCUCUUCUGGGCUAUGGCCGGCCACGGAAUUCCCCGUUCAUUCCGCCAUGUUGACGGGUUUGGUGUGCACACCUUCCGUUUCGUGACCGACGACGGGUCCACCAAGCUGGUCAAGUUCCACUGGAAGUCGCUGCAGGGUAAAGCCAGCUUGGUCUGGGAAGAAGCACAACAGGUGUCGGGCAAGAAUGCAGACUUCAUGCGCCAGGAUCUGUUCGAUUCGAUCGAGGCGGGUCGUUUUCCCGAAUGGGAGCUCGGUGUCCAAAUCAUGGACGAAAAGGACCAGCUGCGUUUUGGCUUCGACGUGUUUGAUCCUACCAAGAUCGUGCCAGAGGAAUACGUGCCCAUCACCAAACUGGGCAAGAUGACCCUGAACCGCAACCCGCGCAACUACUUCGCCGAGACCGAACAGGUGAUGUUCCAACCAGGCCAUAUCGUCCGUGGCGUCGACUUCACCGAAGACCCUCUGCUUCAGGGUCGUCUCUUCUCGUACCUUGACACUCAGCUGAACCGACAUGGCGGUCCCAAUUUUGAGCAGCUGCCAAUCAACCAGCCUCGCGUUCCCAUCCACAACAACAACCGCGACGGCGCUGGCCAAAUGUUUAUCCCGCUCAACCCCAACGCAUACACCCCCAACACCUCCAACAAGGGCUCUCCCAAGCAAGCCAACCAGACCGCCGGCCGAGGAUUCUUCACAGCCCCCAACCGCGCGCCCAGCGGCCCCCUGACGCGAUCUGUCAGCCCGUCCUUCCAGGACGUCUGGUCCCAGCCGCGUCUCUUCUACAACUCUCUCGUGCCCACCGAGCAACAGUUCCUGAUCGACGCCAUCCGCUUCGAGACCUCCAACCUCAAGAGCCCUGUUGUCCGCAACAAUGUCAUCGUCCAGUUGAACCGCGUCGACAACGACCUCGCACGUCGCGUCGCCCGCGCCAUCGGCGAAAAAGAGCCCUCGCCUGACCCGACCUUCUACCAUAACAACAAGACCGCCGACGUCGGCGCGUUCGGUCAGCCGUUGAAGAAACUCGACGGUCUAAAGGUCGGCUUCUUGGCGUCCGUGCAGACUCCCGACUCCAUCGAGGCCGCUUCGACCCUGCGCUCGCAGCUCAAGGACGCUGGCGUGGACGUCGUCGUCGUCGCGGAGCGUUUGGCCGACGGCGUCGAUCAAACCUACUCCGCUUCGGACGCCAUCCAGUUCGAUGCCGUUGUGGUCGCCAACAGGGCUGAAGGUCUCUUCGCCCCGUUGUCGUUCACCGCCCCUUCCAACUCCUCUGCUUCAUCUACCCUGUUCCCUGCUGGUCGUCCGCUGCAGAUCCUCAUCGAUGGGUUCCGGUUUGGUAAGCCCGUCGCUGCCCUGGGUAGUGCUUCUUCGGCUUUCCGCUCUUCGGGUAUCUCCUCGUCUCGUGAGGGUGUCUAUGUCGCGCAAUCAGUGACUGAUGAUUUCGUCACUGAUGUCAAGAACGGUCUACGCACAUUCAAGUUUUUGGAUCGCUUCGCCCUGGAUAACUAG
This is a messenger RNA of Aspergillus tanneri, 2172 nucleotides long. It is a transcript of the gene cat1, whose product is annotated as catalase catB. Gene Ontology annotation, molecular function: heme binding; catalase activity. Gene Ontology annotation, cellular component: cytosol. The record is from RefSeq and is a predicted model, not a curated record. Lineage: Eukaryota; Fungi; Ascomycota; Eurotiomycetes; Eurotiales; Aspergillaceae. Bases 1 to 2172 code for a protein of 723 amino acids. The transcript has 6 exons. Gene Ontology annotation, biological process: hydrogen peroxide catabolic process; response to oxidative stress.